CCCAGAGAGAGUGGAGGAUAUUUCAAUCUGCUGAACAUUUGGAGUGGAACCUUUGAAGAGAUCCGUCAUCGCCACUGAAAUUUGAUCCAUUUCUAGAAAAACUCCACAUCGCUUUGCAUGCCCCGUUUGAUUUAUGAAGUUAAAUCAAAGACUCUUUGCCAUGGUCCUCUCCGUUUCACUUCUGAUCCUCUUCUACUUCACCUUAAGUGUAGAGAAGAUCAAUACCACCAGAGGAGCAAACUUCUUAAAGCAGGUGAACUUCACAUCCCCUUUGAACCCUCAUAUCCCAGUGUCUUCUGAAGACUUGAGGAAGAUCAUUCCUCAACACGUUGCAUACUGGAACCGCCUGUUCCACUCGGCAUUGACAAACAUUGAGGAAGACAACUACCCUUCCAGGAGAGAGUACCCCUGGUCUGCCUGCAUGGAGGAGAACCGGGACAUUCUGAGAAUAAACGUUCAUGACUUUGAUUCCUACCCUCCACUGUUCCAGACUUACCUGAAGGGCAUAAACUGUAGAUCUCCGCCGAUCCUAAUCAACCAGCCCAUGAAGUGCAACAACCACACCUUCCUGCUUUUUGCUAUCAAGUCAUCCCCAGCAAACUUCGAGAGGAGACAGGCGGUGCGGGAGACUUGGGGUCGAGAUGGGGUGUACCAGAACGGUCGGAGGGUGCGCUCGGUGUUCUUCCUCGGCAACUUCCAGCCCGAUGACCCAAACCUUGGCGCACUGCUGUUGUUCGAAGCCAAAACCUUUGGAGACAUCCUGCAGUGGGACUUCCAUGAGUCCUUCCUGAACCUGACCCUCAAAAUGGACAUGUUUCUCCAGUGGACAGUGAAACACUGUCCACAGGUGUCCUUCGUCUUCAGUGGGGACGAUGAUGUUUUUGUCAACACUGACGGACUGAUCCAAUACCUGGAGUCUUUAGAUGCCUCUCAGGCAUCUCAGCUGUAUGUUGGACAAGUCUUGCAAUCAGCAAGUCCAAUCAGAGACCCAAAAAGCAAAUACUACAUUCCUCUGACCUUCUUCAGUGGGCCCUACCCUGCGUACCCAGGUGGAGGAGGGUUUGUCAUCUCCGGAGAGUUGAUGCAUUCUCUUUCUUUUGUUUCGAAGCUGUUUCCUCUGUUCCCCAUAGAUGAUGUUUACAUCAGUUUGUGCAUGAAGGCACUAGGAAUCACCCCCCAGUGGCAUGGAGGAUUUCAGACCUUUGACGUCAAAAAACAAGACCGUGGAAAUGUUUGUGUUCACAAACAGAAUCUCCUCAUACACCAGCGAUCCCCAAGGGAGACAGAAGUAAUGUGGAAGAACAUCCACAACCCCCUGGUGACUUGUUGAACUGAUGGGUCACCUGCACUACUUUCUUUUUUUU
This is a messenger RNA of Poeciliopsis prolifica (blackstripe livebearer), 1364 nucleotides long. It is a transcript of the gene b3gnt2l, whose product is annotated as UDP-GlcNAc:betaGal beta-1,3-N-acetylglucosaminyltransferase 2, like. NCBI's taxonomy places the organism in Eukaryota, Metazoa, Chordata, Actinopteri, Cyprinodontiformes, Poeciliidae. The coding region runs from base 134 to 1330 and encodes 398 amino acids. Gene Ontology annotation, cellular component: membrane. Gene Ontology annotation, molecular function: protein N-acetylglucosaminyltransferase activity. The transcript is spliced from 2 exons. The record is from RefSeq and is a predicted model, not a curated record.